This is a messenger RNA of Daucus carota subsp. sativus, 2512 nucleotides long. Its product is annotated as vacuolar-sorting receptor 6. The record is from RefSeq and is a predicted model, not a curated record. Bases 245 to 2206 code for a protein of 653 amino acids. NCBI's taxonomy places the organism in Eukaryota, Viridiplantae, Streptophyta, Magnoliopsida, Apiales, Apiaceae. The transcript has 14 exons. Gene Ontology annotation, molecular function: calcium ion binding.
AAGAAUUUGCACUUGAAAUAAAGCUGAAGUUGGUAGCGAUACACUCAUUCACCCCUUCUUUUACGUCAACAGUGAACACCCAUUUCUCCCUCCUAACAUUCUUCCCUGUAUCUAUCUCUGUAUCUCUAUAUUCCAAAACAAGUCUCCUCUUGACUUCUCUCUCUCUCUCUCGACUAUAUGUUUCUCUUCUUUAUCUCUCCCAGCUCACAAACUCCACACCCCCAUCUUCUCUUCUCACACAACCAUGUCAAGAAGCUUGCUGGGUGUUCUUUUUUGUGUCAUUUUCGUGAGUGUAAAUGGGAGAUUUGUGGUGGAGAAAGAGAGCAUAAGAGUGCUCUCGCCUUAUAAGCUAAGGUCGAAGCAUGAUGCUGCUAUUGGUAACUUCGGAGUCCCUAAAUAUGGAGGUUCUAUGGUGGGGUCCAUGGUGUAUUCUCAUCAGAAUUCUUAUGCGUGUAAGCCUUUUGAUGAUGAAAAAAAGCAGCCCUUUAAGACCCACAUUCUUCUUGUUGAUCGUGGAGAGUGCUUCUUUGCUUUGAAGGUUUGGAAUGCGCAACAAGCAGGUGCUGCAGCUGUUUUGGUGACUGACGACAGAGAUGAGCCUCUCAUAACUAUGGAGUCUCCCGGAGAAAAUGCUGAUGCAGAUGGCUACAUUGACAAGAUUGGAAUUCCAUCAGCUUUAAUUGAUCGAUCGUUUGGUGAGACUUUGAAAGCUGCUGUACAGAAAGCUGAAGAAGAUGUGGUAAUUAAAUUGGACUGGAGAGAGUCAAUGCCCAACCCGGAUCAGAGGGUUGAGUAUGAGUUUUGGACUAACAGCAAUGAUGAUUGUGGAAUUCGCUGUGAUGAGCAAAUGAAUUUUUUCAAGGACUUCAAAGGACAUGCACAGAUUCUUGAAAAGGGUGGUUACACCAUGUUUACACCACACUAUAUAACAUGGUUUUGUCCUGCGCCUUUGGUUCUGAGCGACCAGUGCAAGUCUCAGUGCAUAAACCAUGGGAGAUAUUGUGCACCUGAUCCAGAAAAGAAUUUUGGGAUGGGGUAUCAAGGAAAAGAUGUGGUAUUCGAGAAGUUGAGACAGCUUUGUGUGCACAGGGUUGCUAAGGAGAGCAACCGAUCUUGGGUUUGGUGGGAUUUUGUGACAGAUUUUCACAUUAGGUGCUCAAUGAAGGAAAAGAGGUAUAGCAAAGAAUGUGCUGAGGAUGUCUUGAAGUCCUUGAAUCUGCCAGUUGAGAAGAUAAAAGAUUGCAUGGGUGACCCUGAAGCUGAUGUUGAAAAUGAUGUCCUAAAAAUUGAACAAUAUCGGCAGGUUGGACGAGGAUCUCGUGGCGAUGUUACUAUCUUACCGACAUUAAUCAUUAACGAUGUUCAGUAUAGAGGAAAACUUGAGAGAACUGCUGUGCUGAAGGCCUUAUGUGCUGGAUUUCAGGAGACUACUGAGCCUCCAAUUUGUUUAAGUGGAGAUCUGGAGACCAAUCAGUGCCUUGAGAGGAAUGGUGGUUGCUGGGGAGACUCAAAAUCUAAUAUAACUGCUUGCAAGGACACAUUUAGAGGAAGAGUAUGUGAGUGUCCCGUGGUCAAUGGGGUGCAAUAUAAAGGCGAUGGAUACAUGUCUUGUGAAGAAUUUUUGGAAGAAGACGAGUUUUUCUUUUCGGACAUUAAAGUUUUAUUGUCUAAAUUUCCCCGGUCAUCAUGCAAGUCCGACGCCUCUGGAUCCGGAAGGUGUGCAAUAAACAGUGGGGGUUGCUGGUCAGAAACUAAAUACGGAGAAACGAUUUCAGCUUGCUCAGACUCCGAUAUAACAGGCUGUCGAUGUCCACCUGGUUUUCGCGGGGAUGGCCAUAAAUGUGAAGAUAUUAAUGAAUGCUCGGAAGGUCUUGCUUGUCAAUGUGAGGGCUGUUCCUGCAAGAAUAUGUGGGGUGGAUAUUACUGCUCGGAGAAACUUCAUAUAAUGGAGGAAGACACAUCUAUUGUUCCUACUACAGAAAGAAAUCCCACAAAAUUCGGAUGGUUCCUAGCCUUGUUGAUCUUAGGGGCAGUUGUUUCUGCUGCUUUUGUUGGCUACAUAUUCUACAAAUAUAGGUUUCGGUCUUAUAUGGACUCUGAGGUAAUGGCCAUUAUGUCUCAGUACAUACCACUUGACAGUCAGCAUCAUAAUCAAGUCAUUCAACAUGAAAAUGAGUCCCUACGACCAGUCAGCUCCGGCGUAUAAUAAAGAAGCUGCAGAACUACAUACAUCCUAUAAGCCAUUGGUGGUUAAUAAUGGCGAUAUUGUUAGAGACAUUUAGACCAUUUUCCCACAACUCAGCAUACGGUGCACAGUUGAGAUGAUUCUGAAAUUUGAAAUAUCCGGGAUACUUGUUUACUGGACCCUGCCCUCCUCUUUUCUUGUUUUGAUGUAUAUACUUUGUUGAGAUGUAGACGGAAGACCAUAGUUACUGUUACAAUUAUAUAGUUGAUGUAUAUAUUCAUAAAUGAAAUAUUAGAAUGGAAUAAAUAAGUUGAUGCUUUCCACAAA